AUGAACAUUGAACGAAAUAUAAAUGAGAUAUGCACAAGUACAGAUGGGACCCCUGGGUCUGUCCUUGUGCAGUAUGCUACCAGGGAGAGAUGCUGCGGACAUGGUCUGGAUUUCCUGGAAACGAGUGCUUCAAAUGACGUGCCUGGAUUAAAGCCGUCUGGAAGUCCUGGUGCCGAUAAAGGAAAGACAAUCAGAAAAGCAGCUCUUAAAGAAAGUCUAAGAGUGGGAUGCUGGAAUGUGAGGUCCCUUUAUCAAACUGGAAAAUUGGCCAAUGUCAUCAGAGAAAUGAAGAUUCUGGGAAUAUCGAUUCUUGGUAUUUCCGAGGUUAGAUGGACAGGAAGAGGCGAUAUAAAAACAGAAGAAGGAUUCAGAUUCAUAUAUUCAGGAGGAAAGGAACAUGAACGAGGAGUUGGAUUUAUCAUUGAUAGGAAAACAUCAUGUAAAAUCGACGGAUAUUGGCAAAUAUCGGAUAGAGUCAUUGCCUUGAGGAUCAAGAUGAAACCAAGAGAUAUGUUGAUUAUCCAAACAUACCUACCUACUACAGAUCACACAGACGAAGAAGUAGAGGAAGUAUAUCAGCAAAUAAACCAAUGUAUUCAAGGAAAAGAUAAUAGAGAUAUUCUCCUAAUAAUGGGGGAUAUGAAUGCAAAAGUUGGAAGAGGAAGAGAAGGAAUUGUUAUUGGCCCCUGGGGACUUGGAGAACGUAAUGAUAGAGGUGAAAGAUUGAUUGAUUUCUGUAGGGAAAAGGGCUUGACUGUGAUGAACACAUGGUUCAAACAUCACGAAAGAAGACUUUAUACGUGGAAAGCCCCAGGAUCAAGGGGAAUCGAAGUUAGAAAUCAAAUAGAUUUUAUUUUGAUUAAUCAUAGAUACAGGAACACAAUUACAAAUAUAAAAACAUAUCCAGGGGCGGAUUGUGGCAGCGACCACAACCUCUUGCUCUCCGUGAUCCGAGUUAAAUUGAAGCACAUAAAAAGAAAUAGAAAUGAUAAAAGACUGAGAAUUGAUGAUUUGAAGAUUAACAACAUUAGGGAAAAAUAUGAGAGUAUGACUAAUAAUAGACUUCAAAAUUUAAAUUUGGAAGGAAAUGUGGAAGAACUUUGGGAGAAUAUGAAAGGGGAAAUUAAAGAAAGUGCUUACCAGGUUUUGGGAGAGGAGAGAAGAAAAGCAAGAAGACCUUGGAUUACGAAAGAAGUGUUGGAGAAAAUGGAUGAAAGGAGAAGAUGGAAAAGCGCAAAUACAUUAGAUGCUAAAGAAAAAUAUAGAACAAUCGAUAAACAAGUGAAAAGUAUGGAAUUAACUUCCUCAGAAUUCAGGAGAAAGUUAAUUCCUGUUCCAACAUUCAUGGGAUUUUAUUGGAAAAGUCCCUACAAUAGUGUCAACAUAGAUAAACGUUAA
Messenger RNA from Centruroides sculpturatus (bark scorpion), 1398 nucleotides. Its product is annotated as craniofacial development protein 2-like. The record is from RefSeq and is a predicted model, not a curated record. Lineage: Eukaryota; Metazoa; Arthropoda; Arachnida; Scorpiones; Buthidae. Gene Ontology annotation, biological process: chromatin remodeling. Gene Ontology annotation, cellular component: nucleus. Gene Ontology annotation, molecular function: catalytic activity. The transcript is spliced from 2 exons. Bases 1 to 1398 code for a protein of 465 amino acids.